AAAUAACAGGUAACAUUACAACCAGAUAAAAUAGGUUUACGCACGUUCUUCACUCACCGAGUGUGCAGGUGUAACUCACCUCAGUCAGGGCUUACGACUGUUCAUAUCGGCUACUUUACUUUGGUUAUAUAUGGAUACUUUGUGGGUGUUUGGAUGCGUGCUUAGAAAGCUUUUAUGUGAGAUUAAUUAAACAAGUUAAAGCGACGAUACAGAGUGUUCAUCAGAUAAAUCUUUUUCAAUGAGCACAAGAAAUUAGUUAUUCUGGUCACAUGGGAAAACCCAAUUAAGAAGCAUGGCCGCCAUACUGAUUUAUGAAUUUUUUUCUUUGAAUUGCCUUAUUGUUAGACUUAUUAUGUUGUAUUUGGCUAUUUCCUCUUUGUGAGUAGUAACAUAGAUCAUCUUCAUUUGCAUUUUCACAGUUUACAGUAUCCGUCCCACAUAAACAGCCUGAGAUGAAAGCGAAACGUUUGUCUAAAGCUCCGCGAUUGGAUAGACUCACUACACUUCCUCAAACCAUAAUAGAAGUCAUCCUAUGUCUCUUACCAAUUGAAGAAGCAGCAAGGACAAGUAUCCUCUCAAGGGAAUGGAGGUACAAAUGGACCACAAUUCCUAAACUUGAGUUUGAUGAGUCCACUUUUGAAACGUCAACCAAAGAGAUUACUGUUAAGGAGUUGAGGUGUAAACUUUUCGGUGCUAUACACCAAGUUCUGUUGCUGCGCCAGGCCCCAAUACUCGAUUUCACCCUUUCGAUAUAUACACAUCACAAAUGUUAUGAAAUUGAUCAAAUCAUCCUUCAUUUGUCGAGGAACCAUAAUGUCAAAAAAAUAACACUUGACUUUUGGCCAAAGAAUUCAUAUCCUUUACCCUUAUCUUUCUUCUCGUUGCAUCACUUAACGCACCUAUAUCUUCAAUAUUGUGACUUCGACCAUGAACCCACAUUCAAUGGAUUUGGUAACCUUACAAGCUUAUCCUUAAGCAGACCAUCAAUCUCUAGAAAAAGUCUUCUACAUCUUUUAUCUAAUUGUCCAUCACUUAAGAGCUUUAGGCUGUUUAUAGAUUAUGAAGAGUUUUACGGUCAUGAAAGACCCAACAUUAUGGAGCUGUUCAAGUCUUUACCUGUGAUUGAACAUCUAACCACUUGGGGUUAUAUCGCUCCGUUAUUUGUUAUAGACUCGGCUCCCCAAGAGCUUCCAACCUCAUUAAUCCACCUCAAAUACUUUUGUUUCGAACAAAUGGGUAUUGUCAACCGCGAUGGAUAUAGCUUUGGAUUGACUUUUCUUCUUGUUUUGCUCAAAUGCUCCCCUAACUUGGAGAGAAUUAAGCUAGAGGUGGAUACAGAUGAAGAUUUUGAUAAGGGGACGCUUAAAUUGGAAGAAUAUUCUGUUAUAUUUGAAAACUAUUCAGAUGUUUGGUUGGAGCAUCUGAAUGAGUUGAAGAUUCAACAUUUCAGAAACUUCAACCCUGAGUUGGAGCUUGUGAAGUUUAUCUUGGCCAGAUCGCCCAAUUUGAAGAAGGUGAUAUUGAUAACCUGGAUAAAUAACAAGAAUGAAGAGUUGGAAUUGUUAAAUGUUCUGUCACAUGCCGCACGUGCAUCACGGGUAGAAAUUGUUGUUGAGAAUCUCUGGACUGAAUCUGACUCUGACGAUUACGAAGAUGUUUAGAUCACUCAAGUUUCUUGAGAAGCAAUGUAGAAAUUUAUGAUGAUAAUCUUGUAGUGCUACUUGUUUUUCUGCAACUUUUAUCUUCUUAGUAAGUUUGAAAACGUCCUUGAUGUUAAA
Molecule: messenger RNA, 1778 nt
Organism: Helianthus annuus (common sunflower)
Lineage: Eukaryota; Viridiplantae; Streptophyta; Magnoliopsida; Asterales; Asteraceae
Product: F-box/FBD/LRR-repeat protein At1g13570-like
Exons: 6
Coding region: 453-1661 (402 amino acids)
Molecular function (GO): protein binding
Source: RefSeq, a predicted model, not a curated record